Messenger RNA from Adineta steineri, 234 nucleotides. The record is from the annotation of a GenBank genome assembly. Lineage: Eukaryota; Metazoa; Rotifera; Eurotatoria; Adinetida; Adinetidae.
AUGACUUUGCAACAUGGUUUGCAGCAGCACACAGUUUUAGUUACACAACAUUUUGGACCGCAGCAGCAAGGAUCACAACAAGAGCAACAACAAGGGUCACAACAGCAUGGAUCACAGCAUGAACUACAGCACGAACCACAACCGCAACCACAUCCACAGCCACAACCACAUCCACAGCCACAACCACAUCCGCAUCCACAACCACAGCCUGGCAUAUUAAUAGUAAUAAUGUAG